Molecule: messenger RNA, 483 nt
Organism: Saccharomycopsis crataegensis
Lineage: Eukaryota; Fungi; Ascomycota; Saccharomycetes; Ascoideales; Saccharomycopsidaceae
Exons: 1
Coding region: 1-483 (160 amino acids)
Source: RefSeq, a predicted model, not a curated record
AUGCUAAGUAGAUUCCUCACUCCAUAUGUGAGUGAAUCUUUGUGUAAUAAUACCGAAUCAUCUACGACAUCUACGUCGUCUAAAACUUCCAGUGGCUCUACAACUUCCAGUAGCUCUAUCAUUUCUAUCAUUUCCACCACCUCUAUAUCCUGCACAACAUCUACAACUUCUAGUAGCUCCACCACUUCUACGAUAUCUACAAAUUCUAGUAGUUCUACCACGUCCAAUACUUCGAACACUUCUAGCAGUUCCAUAGCCCCUGCACCAUCUACUUCCCCUACACCAUCUACCACUUCUGAAUCGCCUGCCUUUUCUGAGCCGUCUACUAUUUCUGGACCACCUACCGCAUCAGGAUCAUCCACCAAUUCUGAGCCGCCUACUACGUCUGGGUCAUCCACCAUAGCAGGACCUUCUACAGCACCAGCCACUACUCCUAAAUCUUGGGAGUUUCCACUAAAUCUACUAUACAAACCACCACAUUAA